AGUAUUUAGUGCAUAACUUCCAACAAUUUCUGUAUUCUACUCACUUCUCAUUUUCAACGCUCAUUCUUUCCGUAUCUCCAUUUCCAAUAACCCCAACACACACCAAAACUUUCACUUUCCACAAUUUCCAACAAAACUAAUGUGAACACAACACCACCGCCGCCACCAUGGCUAAACCACCAGCAACGGCGAUCCGCACCCUAAUCUACUACCUCUCAGAACACCCUUCCAUCGUUGAAUUCCGUUGGAGCCACGCUCACUCAUGGGGCUCAACAUGGUCCUUCCUCUUCACAUCAAUAGCCACUUACCUCACUCUCUCUCUGUUCCUCCACCUUUCCCUCUCUCUCCUCUUCCCCCGCCGCCGCCACAUCCCUCUCGGACCAAUCCCCGCCUUCCACAGCCUCACCAUGUCCCUAAUCUCCGCAACAAUCUUCGCCGGAACAUUAAUAUCCGCCGUAUCGGAGAUCCGCGACACACGGUGGUUCUGGCAGCGUUCGAAAACCCCAUUCCAAUGGCUCCUCUGUUUCCCCUUAGGUACACGACCCUCCGGGCGUGUCUUCUUCUGGUCGUACGUUUACUACCUAUCCCGUUUCAUCCACAUGUUGAGAACAAUCAUAACAAUAAUACGACGCCGUAAAUUGUCGUUUUACCAACUUACCAACAACUCCGUUUCAACCUUGGUUUCUUUUCUUUGGCUCGAAUUCUCUCAAUCUUUUCAAGUUCUCGCGAUUCUGUUCGCGACUCUCGUUUACUCUCUCGUUUACGGUUACAGAUUUUGGACAGCAAUUGGGCUUCGAUCCGCGUGUUUUCCUUUUGUGUUGAAUUGUCAGAUCGUGUUGCUUGGUUGUAACGUGGCGUGUCAUGUUGGUGUUUUCUUGCUUCAUUUCUUUUUUCUUCAAGGUGGCUGUAAUGGAAUUGGUGCUUGGCUUUUCAAUUCGGUUCUUAACACUGCUGUUCUUCUGAUUUUUGUUCAUUUUUAUGUGAGGAUGUAUAUUGUUGGAAAUACUACUCCAAGGACCAAGGUUGUUGUUCAGGAUCAUUCUAUGGAUUCUUCUUCCUUAAUCGCGGGAUUCGAAUUGGAAUCUCUUCAGUAGAAAUUAGUUUAAAUAAAAUUCAAUUCGAAUAAAGAUUAACCACUAAUGUGUAAUAUCUAUGCUCAAUUUUGGGUCUAAAUUUCUGUACCCUUUAGAGCAAUGUAAAAUAACAAUAAAAGAUAUUUCUACUUACAAUUGAUAUCCCAUGUAUUUACAA
This is a messenger RNA of Cicer arietinum (chickpea), 1251 nucleotides long. RefSeq names its product fatty acid elongase 3-like. Gene Ontology annotation, biological process: fatty acid elongation, saturated fatty acid; fatty acid elongation, monounsaturated fatty acid; fatty acid elongation, polyunsaturated fatty acid. Gene Ontology annotation, cellular component: endoplasmic reticulum membrane. Lineage: Eukaryota; Viridiplantae; Streptophyta; Magnoliopsida; Fabales; Fabaceae. The record is from RefSeq and is a predicted model, not a curated record. Gene Ontology annotation, molecular function: fatty acid elongase activity.